AUGGGGGGAGUAAGCAUUACACCUCAAAUCGGAGUUGAUGAGUGUAAUGAAGACUUGUUGAUGGAUCUGGAUGGGAUAGUGGUGAUGAGUGAAGUGUCACUGACGGAUCUGGACGGAAUAGAAGUGAUAAAUGAAGUCUUCCUGAUAGAGCUGGAUGGAAUAGAGGCACUUAGCGACUUAUUGCUGAUGAAUCUGGAUGGAAUAGGCGUGAUCGUUGAAGUCUUGCUGAUAGAUCUGGAUGGGAUAGUGGUGAUAAGUGAAGCCUUGCUGAUGGAUCUGGAUGGGAUAGGAGUGAUCGUUGAAGUCUUGCUGAUGGAUCUGGAUGGGAUAGUGGACAAGGUCCUCGAAUUGCUCGAAUUCAAUUAA
Penicillium samsonianum is the source of this 366-nucleotide messenger RNA. RefSeq lists its product as uncharacterized. The record is from RefSeq and is a predicted model, not a curated record. Lineage: Eukaryota; Fungi; Ascomycota; Eurotiomycetes; Eurotiales; Aspergillaceae. The coding region runs from base 1 to 366 and encodes 121 amino acids. The transcript is spliced from 9 exons.